AGGGAGCCGCUGGCUUUCUACCGGAGGAUACUGGGUGGGGAUGCCGGAGGGUUUGCGCUCCCGGGUCUUGAAGGAGUCGUGAACCGCCCCCUCCCACCUGACCCGAGUGGAGAAUCUGGUCCCGGGAAAGCUGGCCUCGCACUAGUUAGUGUCCGGAGACGCUGCUCGGUCAUGAACACGCAUUUUCGGGCCUCAGUUUCCAACUCUGUAAGUUUGUUUACAAAUGUUUGAAUAAUAAAAAAAAAAAGGAGAGCAAAAUGAGCUGGGCUUUGGAAGAAUGGAAAGAAGGCCUGCCAACAAGAGCUCUUCAGAAGAUUCAAGAGCUGGAAGGACAGCUGGACAAACUGAAGAAAGAAAGGCAGCAAAGGCAGUUUCAGCUUGACACUCUGGAGGCUGCAUUGCAGAAGCAAAAACAGAAGGUUGAGAAUGAGAAAACUGAGGGUACAAACCUGAAACGAGAGAACCAAAGCUUGAUGGAAAUAUGUGAAAAUCUAGAGAAGGCUAAGCAGAAGAUUUCUCAUGAACUUCAAGUUAAGGAGUCACAAGUGAAUUUCCAAGAAGGACAACUGAAUUCAAGCAAAAAACAAAUAGAAAAACUGGAACAGGAACUUAAAAGGUGUAAAUCUGAACUUGAAAGAAGUCAACAAGCUGCACAGUCUGCAGAUGUCUCUCUGAAUCCAUGCAAUACACCACAAAAAAUAUUUACAACUCCACUAACGCCAAGUCAGCAUUAUAGCGGUUCCAAAUACGAAGAUCUAAAAGAAAAAUAUAAUAAGGAAGUUGAAGAACGAAAAAGAUUAGAGACAGAGGUGAAAGCCUUGCAGGCCAAAAGAGCAAGCCAGGCUAUUCCCCAAAACACCAUGAAUCACCGAGACAUUGCCCGACACCAGGCCUCAUCGUCUGUGUUCUCAUGGCAACAGGAAAAGACCCCAAGUCGUCUUUCAUCUAGUGCUCUGCAAACUCCAAUCAGGAGAGAUUUCUCUGCAUCUCACUUUUCUGGGGAACAAGAUGUGACUCCAAGUAGAUCAACUUUGAAAGUAGGGAAGAGAGAUGCUAAUAGCAGUUUCUGUGAUAAUUCGAGCAAUUCUCAUCUUUUGGAUCAAUUAAAAGCCCAGAAUCAAGACCUAAGGAGCAAGAUUAGUGAGUUGGAACUGCGUCUGCAAACACAAGAAAAAGAAAUGAAAAGCCAAGUGAAUAAAUGUCAAGAAUUACAGCUCCAUCUAGAGAAAGCGAAAGUGGAAUUAAAUGAAAAAGAGAAAGUUUUGCAUAAAAGUAGAGAUGAACUAGUGAGGAUGACAGCGCAGUAUGACCAGGCAUCAACCAAGUGCACUGCAUUGGAACAAAAACUGAAAAAGUUGACUGAAGAUUUGAGUUGUCAGCGACAAAACGCAGAAAGUGCCAAGUGUUCUCUGGAACAGAAAGCCAAGGAGAAAGAAAAGGCGUUUCAGGAGGAGCUGUCCCGUCAACAGCGCUCCUUCCAGGCGCUGGACCAAGAGUACACACAGAUGAAAGCCAAGCUCACGCAGGAGUUACAGCAAGCCAAGAACACGCACAACGUCCUGCAGGCUGAGCUGGAUAAAGUCACAUCAGUGAAGUACCAGCUAGAAAAAAAAUGGGAAGAGUUUAAGCAAAAGUUCUGCAGAACCGAACAGGCGCUGCAAGCGAGUCAGACCAAGGAGGAGGAGCUGAGGAGAAGUAGUGAGGAAAUGAAGAAGGAAAACGGCUUCCUUAAGAGUCAGUCUGAGCAAAGUGCCAGAGAAGUCUGCCACCUGCAGGAGGAACUGAAGAAGACCAAACAGUGUUUGAGUCAGAGCCAGAAUUCUGUAGAAGAAAUGAGGGCUAAGAAUACCUCUCAGGAAACCAUGUUAAGAGAUCUUCAAGAAAAAAUCAAUCAGCAAGAGAAUUCCUUGACUUUGGAGAAACUGAAGCUCGCCAUAGCUGAUCUGGAAAAGCAGCGUGAUUGUUCUCAAGACCUUCUGAAGAAGAGGGAACAUCACAUCGAACAACUGAGCGAAAAGUUAAGCAAAACAGAGAGAGAGUCCAAAGCUUUAUUGAGUGCUUUGGAGUUAAAAAAGAAAGAAUAUGAAGAAUUGAAAGAUGAGAAAACUCUGUUUUCUCAUUGGAAAAGUGAAAACGAACAACUGUUAAAGCAGAUGGAAUCAGACAAGGAAAGCUUGCAGAGUAAAAUUAAUCACUUGGAAACUUGUCUUAAGACACAGCAAAUUAAAAGUAACGAAUACAACGAGAGAGUAAGAAUACUGGAGAUUGAAAGAGAAAACCUAAACGUCGAGAUGAGAAACCUUCACAAUGUGAUCGACAGCAGGAACGUGGAGGUAGAGACACAGAAAAAAGCUUACAUAGAACUGCAGCAGAAAGCCGAGUCCUCAGAUCAGAAGCAUAAGAAGGAAAUAGAAAAUAUGAGUUUGAAAGUUUCUGAGCUUACUGGGCAAGUUGAAGAUCUAGAACACAAACUCCAGUUGUUAUCAAGUGAAAUAACGGACAAAGACCAGCGUUACCAAGACUUGCACGCUGAAUGUGAGAGACUCGGGGCUCUGCUAAAAUCCAAGGAUUCUUUGGUGACAAACGAAGCUCUUCACAGAAGUCUUUUGGGUUUUGAACAGCAGUCCGCAAUAGAUAACUCCUUUGCAAAUAUAACUGGAGAACAAGGAAGCAUGCCUUCAGAAAGGGGCGGAUGCCAUGUAGAAGCAGACCGAAGUCCAAAAAAUUCAGCCAUCUUACAAAAUAGAGUCGUUUCCCUUGAGUCUUCACUAGAAUCUCAAAAGCAGAUGAACUCCGAUCUGCAAAAGCAGUGUGAAGAGUUGGUGCAAAUCAGAGGAGAAAUAGAGGAAAACCUCGUCAGAGCAGAACAGAUGCAUCAAAGUUUUGUGGCUGAAACAAGUCAACGCAUUAGUAAGUUACAAGAAGACACUUCUGUUCAUCAGAAUGUCCUCACUGAAACUUUAGUUGCCCUGGAGAACAAGGAACGAGAGCUGCAACUUUUGAAGGAAAAAUUAGAAACUGAGCAAGCAGAGAUUCAGGAAUUAAAAAAGAGCAACCAUUUACUUCAAGAAUCUCUGAAGGAGCUACAACUUUUGUCCGAAACGCUGAGCUUGGAGAAGAAGGAAACGAGUUCCAUCCUUUCUCUGACUAAAAAGGAAAACGAAGAACUGACCCACGAGAACAGGACUCUCCAGGAAAUUAACGCAACCUUAAAUCAAGAGAAGAUGGACUUAGCCCAAAAAAGUGAGAGUUUUUCACAGUGUGUCGUUGAAAGGGAGAAAUGUAUUGCAGAGUUAUCUAAUCAGUACAAGCAAGAAAGACUUGCUUUACUACAAAGAUGUGAAGAGACAGGAAAUGCAUUCGAGGAUCUUAGUGAAAAAUAUAAAAUAGUGCAAGAAAAGAGCUCUAAGUUAGAAUGCUUGCUAAGCGAGUGCACCAGUGUUUGUGAAAAUAGAAAAAAUGAAUUGGAACAGCUAAAGGAAACAUUUGCAAGGGAACACCAAGCACUUGUAACAAAACUAGCUUUUGCUGAAGAAAGAAACCAGACUCUAAAACAAGAGUUAGGGGCUGUGCAGCAGGACCUGAGAUCUGAGAUUGCAGACAUUCUGAACAAUUCCAAGAGGGAAGCUGAUGGUUUAAAGCAAGAAAUUGUGACUUUAAAGGAAGAACACAGCAAGAUGCAAAAGGAAGUUAAUGCUUUAUUACAAGAGAAUGAACACCUGAUGAAGUUAAUGGAGAUGAAACGUGAGCAUCAAAAUCUAGAAUCGGAGCCAGCUAGUGACUCUGUGAAAGCAAGAGAGAGUGCGAUAAGUAAAUGUCACGUUCAACUUCCGAUGGAUCUUGAAGUUAAAGAUACUUCUCUAGACAGUUAUAAUGCCCAACUGGAACAAUUAGAAGCUAAGACAAGAAGUUUGGAAUUAAAACUGCAGGAAAGCGAGGAGGAGAAGGAGUGCCUGCAGCACGAGUUAGAGACAAUUAGAAGACAAUUAGAAACUGGGACUUUCCAGCGAGAUGCUCAGUCACAAGAAAUGAGUGGCCUUAAAGACUGUGAAAAAGAUACCGAGGAAAAGUAUAUUUCAGUGCUUCACGAGUUGUCAACAAGUCAGAGUGACAACACGCAGUUACAGUGCGCUCUACAAACAGCAAUGAACAAGCUGAAUGAGCUGGAGAAAAUGUGUGAAAUGCUGCAGGUCGAAAAGUUCGAACUAGUGUCUGAGCUGAAUGAGUCAAGGUCAGAAUGUAUCACAGCAACUAGUAAAAUGGCAGAAGACGUAGAGAAACUGGUCCAUGAAGUUAAAUUAUUAAAUGAUGAAAACGGUCUUUGCCAAGAUGAGUUAGUGAAAGAAAUGCCAGAAGAUAAGCCCGGUGAACAACAAAAUGAAGAGAAGUCUUUGCCCUUAAAUCCUUUGGAUGACAGUAAUUUCCAUGAGCACUUGACAUUGUCGAACAAAGAAGUUCAAAUGCACUUUGCUGAGUUACAGGAGAAGUUCUCAUCUUUACAAAGCGAACACAAAAUUUUGUACGAUCAGCAUAGUCACAUGAGCUCUAAAAUGUCAGAGCUACGGUCCUACGUUGACACGUUAAAGGCUGAAAAUUCCGUCUUGUCAGUGAGUCUCAGAAACUCUCAAGGUGACUUGGUAAAGGAAGGGCUGCUGGAACCCGGGGAGGGGCACUCGCUGUCACUGUCAUUCUCUCGUGUGGCAGAUAGCCUUAGUUUUACGAGUUUGGGAGAAUCAUCCUUUUACAAAGAUCUUUUAGAACAGGCGGGAGAAAUAUCUUUUUUGAAUAAUUUAGAAGGGAGUGUUUCCUCAAACCAGUCUACCAUAGAGGAGGUAUCUUACAGCAGUCUGGAGGAGGAGGAUCUGACCAAGAAAGCAAUCCCAUCAUCCCCAAAGAACAGCGCCGAAGAACUUGAGACCCUCCGUCAGCUGUACGUGCAGUCCCUCAAGAAGCUGGAAGAGAAAAUGGAAAGCCAAGAGAUUAUGAAAAAUAAGGAAAUUAAAGAGCUUGAACAGUUAUUAAGCUCUGAAAGGAAAGAGUUCGACUGCCUUAGGAAGCAGCAUUUGUCAGAAAAUGAACAGUGGCAACAGAAGCUGACAAGCGUGACUGUGGAGAUGGAGUCCAAGUUGGCGGCGGAAAAGAAACAGACGGAACACCUGUCACUGGAGCUCGAAGUAGCACGGCUCCAGCUACAAGGUCUGGACCUGAGCACUCGGUCUUUGCUUGGCACCGACAUAGAAGAUGAUGCUCAGGGAGGAAACGACAGCUGUGACAAAGAAGAAUCAGAAGAAUGGACUUCGGAAACGAGAGCGAGGACACCAAAGCAGGAGGUUCGUCAGAUUUGUGAGAACGGUGUUCAGCAAGACCUCAGUCUGGAGCUGGAGAAGAGAGCCGAGACGGGUGCAGUCACACUCGCAGGAGAACGUUCUAGGGAGCAGUCCCCAGAUGCCAGUCAUGGGACCCCAGAGGAAGACGAAGCUCAGGGCUUUUCAGAAUGCACUUCUGCAUCGUCACGUUCUUGUCCUAAUGCUUCGGUACCUGUGGAUUUUCUGGAGAAUCAGGUAGCCAUUCAGAAUCUCCAACUGCAGGUAAAAGAGACAACAAAUGAGAAUUUGAGAUUACUUCACAUCAUAGAGGAACGUGACAAAAAUGUUGAAAUUUUGCUAAGUGAAAUUAAAGAAUUAGACUCAAAACUCAAUCUACAGGAAGUACAACUAACUACCAAGACUGAAACAUGCACGGAACUGGGGAAAAUAGUUGAGGAAUUUAAAAAAGAAAAAUCAGAUUUAAUUGAAAAAUUGGAAUCCUUUUCUUACGAUAACCCGAAAGUAGAAAGUUCGGAAGGCCUCAACUCCAGUUUAGAAAUGAGCACAGGUAAAUUGUCACAUGAAGUCACUGAAGAUAACGUAUCCAAGACGGUUGACAAAUGGAGAGAGAGAUUUCUCGAGAUGGCAAAUGAGCUGAAGAGCAUCAAGUCUGAGAAGAGCAGUGUGGAGCAUCACGCCCACUCUGUGGAGGCUGACUUAGAGGUGGUGCAAACAGAGAAGCUCCGUUUAGAAAAAGACAAUGAAAAUAAGCAGCAAGUUAUAACUUGUCUUGAGGAAGAACUCUCUGUGGCCACAUGUGAGAAAAACCAGCUUCGUGGAGAAUUAGAUACUUUGUCAAAAGAAUAUAAAGAACUGGAUCUGAUGUCUGAAAAGAUGAAGGAGAAAAUCCAAGAGCUCGAAUCUCAUCGUGAGGAGUGUCAACGUCACAUUGGCGUGGUGGAAGCUGAGGUGAAGGACAAAACACAGCUCCUGCAGACUUUGUCCUCUGACGUAAGCGAGCUGUUAAAAGAUAAAACUCAUCUCCAGGAGCAGAUGCAGAGUUUGGAAAAGGACUCACAGGCACUGUCUUCGGUCAAAAGUGAGCUGGAAAGCCAAAUCGGACAAUUGCAUGAAGAGAAAGAAUCGCUUGUAAGGGAAUCCGAAAGCCUGCAAACCAAAUUACAUGACUUGGAACACGAAAAGCUGACAGUCGCCAAGGCCUUGGAGGCUGCACUGACAGAAAAGGGCGAGGUCGCAGUGAGGCUGAGCUCCACACAAGAGGAGGUGCGUCAUCUGAGGGACGGCAUUGAGAAACUGAGGGUCCGUAUCGAGGCCGAUGAAAAGAAGCAGCUCCACGUCCUAGAGAAACUGAAAGACAGUGAGCGUAAGAGUGAUUCACUUCAGGAUAAAGUUGAGAAUCUUGAAAGAGAAUUGCAGAUGUCAGAAGAAAAUCAGGAGAUGGUGAUCCUGGAUGCGGAGAAUUCCAAAGCAGAGGUGGAGAGCCUAAAAACACAAGUAGAAUUGAUGACCGAACGCCUGAAAGCUUUAGAAUUAGACCUUGUCACGAUAAAGUCCGAAAAAGGAAAUCUGAUGAAACAACUCCUGGAGAAACAAGGCCAGUUGUCUGAAUUAGACGUGUUACUCUCUUCAUUUAAAAAUCUGUUAGAAGAAAAAGAGCAAGAAAAAAUACAGAUGAAAGGGGAAUCCGAAGCCGCAGAGGAGAUGCUUCAAACAGAAUUGAAAGAGCUAAAUGAGGCAGUGGCAGCCUUGUGUGAUGACCAAGAGGCUGGCAGGGACAAAGAACAGAGCCUGGGCUCCCCAGUGCAGGUGAUGCAUCAGCUGAGAAGUAGCAUCACAAAGCUGAAGGUCCACCUAGAAGCUGAUGGAAAGAAGCAGCUCCAUGCCUUAGGAAAACUGAAAGAAAGUGAGCAUCAAGCAGAUGUGCUUAAGGAUAGAGUUGAGAACCUUGAAAGAGAACUAGAGAUAUCAAGAAAAAACCAGGAGCGUGCGAUUCUGGAGGCUGAGAAUUCCAAAGCGGAAGUGGAGACCCUAAAAGCAAGAAUAGAGGAGAUGGCCCCAAAUCUGAGAGAGCUGGAAUCAGAUCUUGUCAAUAUAAGGACAGAAAAAGAAAAUCUGACAAAAGAAUUACAAAAAGAGCAAGGACGAGUAUCCGAAUUAGAAAUACUAAAUUCUUCAUUUGAAAAUCGAUUGCAAGAAAAAGAGCAAGAAAAAGUACAGAUGAAAGAAGAAUCUAAAAUUGCAGUGGAUAGGCUUCAAACACAAUUAAAAGAGCUAAAUGAGAAAGUGACAGCCUUGUGUGAUGACCAAGAGACCUGGAAGGUCAGAGAACAGAAUCUGAGUGGUCAAGUAGAUCGUCUUGAACUUGAGAAGGCUCAGUUGCUACAAAGCCUUGACGAGACCAAAAGUAAUUACAUUAUUUUGCAAUCUUCUGUGAAUGGCCUCAUUCAAGAACUAGAAGAUGAGAAACAAAAACUAGAGAAGAAGAAUGGAGAAAUCAGUGAACUAAAAAAUCAAGUUCAAGACCAAGAGCAGCUCGUCUCGAAACUGUCCCAGGCGGAAGGAGAGCAGCAAGUUUGGGAAAAGCACAAAGGAGAGCUGGAGAAUCUGACGGUGGAACUGGAACAGAAGAUCCAGGGGCUGCAGUCCAAAAACGACACUUUGCAGGACACCUUAGAAGCACUGCAGAAUUCUUACAAGGAUCUGGAAAAGGAGCUCGAAUUGACAGAAAUGCAAAAAACAUCCUUCGUUGAAAAAAUAAAUGCAAUGACUUCAAAAGAAACCGAGCUGCAGAGGGAAAUACACGACAUGGUACAGAAAACGACGGAGUUGAAAGAAGAAUUUAGUAGGGAGAAAAAUAAGCUAACUGAAGAAUUAAAUUUAAUGGUGGAAGAAAUAAAGAGCAGCAAAGGUCAACUAGAGCAGUUCAUGCUAGAAAAUAGUGAAUUGAAAAAGAGCUUGGAUUGCGUACACAAAGACCAGACGGAAAAGCAAGAGAAGAUGAGAGAAGAAAUAGCCGAAUAUCAGCUACAGCUUCAGGAAGCUGAAAAGAAGCACCAGGCUUUGCUUCUCGAUACAAACAAACAGCAUGAAAUGGAAAUCCAGACAUACCGAGAGAAAUUGACUUCUAAGGAAGAAUGCCUCAGCUCGCAGAAAGUGGAGUUGGACCUGCUAAAGUCCAGUAAAGAAGAACUCAAUAAUUCUUUGAAAGCAACCACUGAGCUUUUAGAAGAAUUGAGGAAAACCAAGAUGGACAAUCUAAAACACGUAAAUCAGCUGAAGAAGGAAAAUGAGCGUGCCCAGGGGAAAAUAAAGUUGUUGAUUAAAUCCUGUAAACAGCUGGAAGAAGAAAAGGAAAUGCUGCAGAAAGAGCUCUCUCACCUUGAAGAAGCUGCACAAGAGAAACAGAAAACAGGUACUGUUGUGGAUGCCAGUGUAGAUGAAUUAAUGACCGAGGUGAAAGAACUGAAAGAAACCCUUGAAGAAAAAAGCAAGGAGGCGGACGAAUACUUGGAUAAGUACUGUUCCCUGCUCAUAAGCCAUGAGAAGUUGGAGCGAGCCAAAGAGAUGUUAGAAACACAAGUUGCUCGUCUGAGUUCACGACCAUCCAAACUCAAUCUCCAGAGUUCUCCUUCGCUAAAUUCAGUUGUUCCGGGACCAUCCCCAGUCCCUUCUGUUCCUGAGAAGAAGUUAUCAUCCGGCCAAAAUAAAGGCUCAGGCAAAAGGCAGAGGUCCAGUGGGAUUCGCGAGAACGGAGGAGGAACAGCGUCUUCUACACCGGAGACGUUUUCUAAAAAAAGCAAGAAAGUGGUCAAAAGUGGUAUUCACCCUACAGAGGAUGCAGAAGACACCGAGUUUGAGCCUGAGGGGCUUCCGGAAGUUGUAAAGAAAGGGUUUGCUGAUAUCCCAACGGGAAAGACGAGCCCAUACGUCCUGCGAAGAACCACCAUGGCAACUAGGACCAGCCCCCGCCUUGCUGCACAGAAGUUAGCACUGUCCCCACUAAGUCUCCAUAAAGAAAAUCACGCCGAGACCUCCAAACCAACAGCUGGUGGCAGCAGAUCCCAAAAGGUCAAGGCUCUCCAGCGAAGCCCAGCGGACACAGGCACCGCCUUGUGGGAGCCCAGCGCGAGGUCCCUCCCAGCCGGUCACCUUCCUGCACAGAGCUCAGCUGACAGCCCCUACAAGGGCCUGAGGGCCAAACGAGGCCGGCUCGCCCCCAGCCCAGAAGCCGGCCCCGAGUCCAAUGAGAACUGUAGGGUCCAGUAGGAGAGACCUCGUGUGUCAGGACCCCUGGCAGCGGCAGUAGUUGACUAGAAGGCAGCUUCCAGGGGCGCAUCUUCAGUCAGGGAGCACGCGACAGGUGGCAAGAAGUCAAUUCAAAUCACAAUAUAUGGCACUCGUUAGAUCUUCUGUUGUAAGUCUUAGAAAAGGUAGGAGGCCGUGAUCACCUAGUCGUCAUCGGUAGCUCUGUGUGGUAACGUAAACAUAGUAGAAAGCUUCUCGGUAAUGUUCACUUAAGUGGCAGGCACUAAACAACAGCUUCUGUUCGUGUGUGGAUUUUACACUAAAAAAAAAAUGCCAAACACAUUUUAUACUUCCAAUUAACAGCUCCCAGGAAAAUGUAAACUUUUGCUUUAUGAUAACUUCCCAUGAAUAGUGUUAGGCCUGAAAUAGUUUUAGAUCGAGAAUUUCUUUGAGCUGUGUAAAAUGAAGGAAAACCAUGCUGUGUGUUUUUAAGGAAAACAUUUACACGUAGACACACAUAGGUGUGUUCACCCUUCUCUUCCAGUGUGUUUUCUAAGCCUUUGCUUAUGCAACCUGUACAUAUUUGUGUGUUCUGGUGAUGGGAGUUGGUUGUUUAUUUCCACUUAGCCUGGUUGCAGGCUCCUUAAAGGUGUAAUAUGUCAAGUUUUCUGUCAUUGUGAUGUUUCUUUUCUAAGACCAUUUUCGUAUGCCUUCUCACAAAUGGUGGUCUUGUAUUUAAAUAUGGCUCUUUUUCUAAUAAAAAUAAAUCACCUCUGUUUUCUAUAAAAAAGAUUAAGUAUAAAUGCA
Molecule: messenger RNA, 10379 nt
Organism: Pteropus alecto (black flying fox)
Lineage: Eukaryota; Metazoa; Chordata; Mammalia; Chiroptera; Pteropodidae
Gene: CENPF
Product: centromere protein F
Exons: 20
Coding region: 258-9593 (3111 amino acids)
Biological process (GO): mitotic cell cycle; regulation of G2/M transition of mitotic cell cycle; metaphase chromosome alignment
Cellular component (GO): nucleus; chromosome, centromeric region; spindle pole
Molecular function (GO): microtubule binding; dynein complex binding; protein homodimerization activity
Source: RefSeq, a predicted model, not a curated record